UAACUCUGCGGAUACCUUGGCAGGAGGAAUUCGCCCUCUGGCCAAAGGACUAAGGUACCAGGCCACGCCCCCACGUCUCACGCGGCAGCGGCAGACGUCUCACGCGGCAGCGGCAGAAGACCCGGCCGGUCGCAACCGCCCCUUCCGCCGCUUCGCCUCGGCCAAUCAGCGAGGGCCUGCGCCCCCAUCCCGUGGAGUGGCCGGCGAUAAGAUGGCAGCAGCGUGUCGGAGCGUGAAGGGCCUGGUGGCGGUAAUAACCGGAGGAGCCUCGGGCCUGGGCCUGGCCACGGCGGAGCGACUUGUGGGGCAGGGAGCCUCUGCUGUGCUUCUGGACCUGCCCAACUCGGGUGGGGAGGCCCAGGCCAAGAAGUUAGGAAACAACUGCGUUUUUGCCCCAGCAGACGUGACCUCUGAGAAGGAUGUGCAAACAGCUCUGGCUCUAGCAAAAGAAAAGUUUGGCCGUGUGGAUGUUGCUGUCAACUGUGCAGGCAUCGCGGUGGCUACCAAGACAUACAACUUAAAGAAGAGCCAGGCCCAUACCUUGGAAGACUUCCAGCGAGUUCUUAAUGUGAAUCUCAUGGGCACCUUCAAUGUGAUCCGCCUGGUGGCUGGUGAGAUGAGCCAGAAUGAACCAGACCAGGGAGGCCAACGUGGGGUCAUCAUCAAUACUGCCAGUGUGGCUGCCUUCGAGGGUCAGGUUGGACAAGCUGCAUACUCUGCUUCCAAGGGGGGAAUAGUGGGCAUGACACUGCCCAUUGCUCGGGAUCUGGCUCCCAUAGGCAUCCGGGUGAUGACCAUUGCUCCAGGUCUGUUUGGCACCCCACUGCUGACCAGCCUCCCAGAGAAAGUGCGCAACUUCUUGGCCAGCCAAGUGCCCUUUCCUAGCCGACUGGGUGACCCUGCUGAGUAUGCUCACCUGGUACAGGCCAUCAUCGAGAACCCAUUCCUCAAUGGAGAGGUCAUCCGGCUGGAUGGGGCCAUUCGUAUGCAGCCUUGAAGGGAGAAGGCAGAGAAAAUACACGCUCCUCUGCUCUUCCUUCCCCUGGGGUACUACUCUCCAGCUUGGGAGGAAGCCCAGUAGCCAUUUGGUAACUGCCUACCAGUCGCCCUCUGUGCCUAAUAAAGUCUCUUUUUUCUCACA
This is a messenger RNA of Symphalangus syndactylus (siamang), 1141 nucleotides long. It is a transcript of the gene HSD17B10, whose product is annotated as hydroxysteroid 17-beta dehydrogenase 10. Gene Ontology annotation, biological process: androgen metabolic process; fatty acid metabolic process; estrogen metabolic process. Lineage: Eukaryota; Metazoa; Chordata; Mammalia; Primates; Hylobatidae. Gene Ontology annotation, cellular component: mitochondrion. Gene Ontology annotation, molecular function: estradiol 17-beta-dehydrogenase [NAD(P)+] activity. The record is from RefSeq and is a predicted model, not a curated record.